AAUUUCGUUGACAGAUUCAGACAGCCAUGCUGGGUUGACUUUUCCCUCGUUUUACUAGCUAAGGCCACUGCACAGAUCGGAUUUCCGGACACAAUAACAAACACAAUCAAAAUCCAAAACCCACCCAGUUGGAUUAACCUUUGAGUUUACACCAAUCCAUACAUAAAUUUUGGUAAUUUGAUACGUACGUUUUGGUGGGUCUUUAUCCAAUUUGGAAGGUAUUGUUGGUGUUGCUCAAAUGGUAGCCGGAAUUUGAGGAAUCUGGGAGAACCCAUUUGGGAGGAGGAAGAGAAAAUGGGCUGGAAGAGUCGGUUGCAGGAGAUAGCUAACUCCAAGCCGCUGUUUCUGACGAUCUACGCCACCGUCAUCAUCGGAAUUUUGUUCUCCUUCGUGUAUGUCUUCUCCGCCGUUUACUCCGGCAACUCCUCCUCUGCUCCCUCCUCCUGGUGGCUCCCUCAAUCUUCUUCCGACUCUCCAUCCGCUGCUCAACAGCCAACUGUGGGUGAAGCGCUGCCACCUGCACAACAGGCUCAAAGCAAAUGGAUGAAACCUAUUUGGGAAGUUCCUCCUUCUGGUUCAAAAAUGCCACCUCUGAAGACCUUUCAGUUGACAAAAGAACUGGUUCAGCAAAGGGUGAGAGAUAACGUUGUCGUAGUGACAUUUGGUAACUAUGCCUUCAUGGACUUUAUCCUGACAUGGGUCAAACACCUGACAGAUAUUGGCGUAGACAAUCUUCUUGUCGGUGCAAUGGACACUAAACUGUUAGAGGCUUUGUACUGGAAAGGAAUUCCAGUUUUUGACAUGGGUAGCCAUAUGAGCACUAUAGAUGUUGGAUGGGGCUCUCCAACAUUUCACAAAAUGGGGAGAGAAAAAGUUAUGCUAAUAGAUUCUGUUCUACCAUUUGGCUAUGAACUCUUGAUGUGUGAUACAGACAUGGUCUGGUUAAAGAACCCCCUUCCCUAUCUAUCACGAUUUCCUGAAGCAGAUGUGUUAACUUCAACAGAUUCAGUUGUUCCAACGGUUGCUGAUGACAGGUUGGACGUCUGGCAACAAGUUGGUGCGGCAUUCAAUAUAGGAAUUUUCCACUGGAGGCCGACAGAUUCUGCAAAAAAAUUGGCAAAAGAAUGGAAAGAACUGCUUCUUGCUGAUGACAAAAUAUGGGAUCAAAAUGGUUUUAAUGAACUUGUACACAGGCAAUUGGGGCCAUCUGUCGAUGACGAUACUGGACUUGUAUAUGCUUAUGAUGGCAGCCUCAAGUUAGGGCUUCUGCCAGCAAGUUUAUUUUGCAGUGGGCAUACUUAUUUUGUCCAGGCAAUGUAUCAACAACUCAGAUUGGAGCCAUAUGCCGUGCAUACCACAUUCCAAUUUGCAGGAACUGAAGGAAAGCGUCAUCGACUACGUGAAGGCAUGGUAUUUUAUGACCCACCGGAAUAUUAUGACUCACCAGGAGGUUUCUUGACGUUUAAGCCAUCAAUUCCGAAGAGUUUGUUACUGGACGGGGAGCAUAAUGUUGCGUCACAUUUUUCACUUGUUAAUUACCAAAUAAAGCAAAUAAGGACAGCUCUUGCUAUUGCAUCUUUGCUGAAUCGCAUUCUGGUCAUGCCUCCCCUAUGGUGCAGGUUGGAUAGAUUAUGGUUUGGACAUCCUGGAGUUCUGGCGGGCUCUAUGACGAGACAACCUUUUCUCUGCCCUUUGGAUCAUGUGUUUGAGGUGAAUGUCAUGUUGAAAGAACUGCCUAAGGGGGAAUUUGGACCCGGGAUCAAUAUACGGGAGUAUUCUUUCCUCGACAAUCCAGCAGUACCCAGACAGGUCAAGGAGUCAUGGCUUGAUGUACAACUUUGUCAAGCCGGAUCCCAAAAUUGUCAGGUAUCAAACAGUACAAGCCGACCUGGGGUGCUUAAAUUACCCAAACUCAGCAAUGAAGAAACGUUGAAAACGGCCUUCUCCUCAUUCAAGGAUGUCAAAGUCAUUCAAUUCUCGUCAAUGCAGGAUGCCUUCCUAGGAUUCACUGACAAGAAAAGGGAGGAGAAGUUCAGGAAUCGCAUGAAGAGAUACGUAGGUAUAUGGUGUUGUGUGGAAAAUCACACUCCCGGCCACAUAUAUUACGACAUGUAUUGGGAUGAGAAACCUGAUUGGAAACCAACUCCUCCCCAAACUCGCGAAGAUGAUCAUCCGCCCUGGUGAGACCUUUCGCUUUUUCUGUUUGUCGUUUUACAUACGAAGCAGUGGAGGCACGCCGGAGGGGCAAAAUUUCUGAAGCUGCUCUUUGCUAAACCCACAAUGUGAAAACCAACAGAGCUGUACCCAUAGUCACAGAUGAGUGUAUUUGAAAUCUCUAGGCAUGACUGUAUAAUGUAACUUUGAAAAAUGGAGUUGUAGCUCUUGUAUACCAGUAGUAGAGCAAUUUUGUUUUUUUUUAUAUACAUUUGAAAUGCAAAUUGACCAGAGGGAAAAAAAAUUCGUCUCAAGGUGAAAGGAAUAAAUUUGCUCUCUUUAAAUUUCUA
Rhododendron vialii is the source of this 2504-nucleotide messenger RNA. Its product is annotated as arabinosyltransferase XEG113. The record is from RefSeq and is a predicted model, not a curated record. Lineage: Eukaryota; Viridiplantae; Streptophyta; Magnoliopsida; Ericales; Ericaceae. Gene Ontology annotation, molecular function: arabinosyltransferase activity. The transcript has 13 exons. Gene Ontology annotation, biological process: cell wall pectin biosynthetic process. The coding region runs from base 295 to 2184 and encodes 629 amino acids. Gene Ontology annotation, cellular component: Golgi apparatus.